Molecule: messenger RNA, 780 nt
Organism: Euleptes europaea (tarantolino)
Lineage: Eukaryota; Metazoa; Chordata; Lepidosauria; Squamata; Sphaerodactylidae
Product: synaptonemal complex central element protein 1-like
Exons: 12
Coding region: 1-780 (259 amino acids)
Biological process (GO): synaptonemal complex assembly
Cellular component (GO): synaptonemal complex
Source: RefSeq, a predicted model, not a curated record
AUGGAGGGAGAUUCCUGGGACUUUGCAUCCAAAAUGGAGGAGAUCCUGUCACUUGUGAAACAAAUGCAGAAUGCAGGAAAUGUGGAUCCAAGAAUUGAGGACCUAAUAACAAGGAUCAAUGAAUUACAGCAAGCCAAGAAGAUAAUAAGUGAGGAGCUUUGUGAGGCAAAUGAACAGAACGCUGCACUGCAGAGGGAACUGGAAAAACUGAAUGAAGAGGAGUUGAGGCUUGAAGAGAUACUGAAUGAAAAGAAAGCAGCCCGACAGAACAUGGAACGGCACUCUGAAGAGAGAGAGGCAGAGAUGAAGAGACAGCAGGAACUGAACCUGGAGAGUAAGCAGAGAAUUGAGGACCUGGAGGCCAAGAUUCAGGAGGAGAAACUGAAGCAAAGGAAACAGAGAAUGGAAUUUGAGCAGCGGCUUGAAGAGUUGAUGGAGAAGCACAAGAGCCUCUGGGAGUGUUAUGCAAGAAAGAAGCCGGUGACUGAGGCAGACAAAGAGCUUUUGCUGAUUGAAGAAAAACAGAUCCAAGACAAACUGGCCCGUGUGCAGGAUGAGUUGGAUUUGCUGAGGUGCUCACCCUUCAGUGAAGAGAGAAGGUUUCUCAAGAGCCCCGAGGCGGCUUGUGCCAUGGAACUGUUUCAAGAGGAAAAUAAGAAAGCAAAGGAGUAUCUGGAAGCAACCUCCAAGAAGCAUUCUGAUUUGCAGGAGAGAUGCAGAAGACUUAAAGCAGAGCUGGAAAACUUGGGGGUGCCCGAUGGGCCCCCCAAAGAAGACUAA